AUGGGCAGCCAGUCUAAGCCCUGUGAAUUCAUGGGCUGGGGUGUUCCUUGUGGGAACUGUCAAAGGGGAAAGAAGGUGGUUUGUUCAUUCAAGGCUAGUCCUCAAGAGCGGUACCGAGCACACAUCUCAAUACACCCAUUCAUGGAGAGAACGCCUGACAAUCUUCACCGACUCCUCAGGAUGGCCGAGUACUUGGUCAAGGCCUUUGAUAGUGCCUGUGAGACUGCUGGCCAUCUGUCCAAGCUUCUUUGUGACACUUGCAAGGACAUUGACACUGUUAUCCAGGACACCGUUGAGUAUGAAGGUCGUGUCGUGGCCAAGGAGUCUCUUGUUACUGAUGUAUCAGCUGUCAACGGACUCCUCGACGGGUUUUCUGCUCAAGAAGUGGAAGUCUCGACAAAUCCAGAGGAUGAGGACCAAACUGGUCCUUCUUUGUUUUCAUUGAGUUACGAUGCAUCUUCCCCAGAGCGAGAUGAAGCUCUUCAUUGCAAAGAGGGGGGUGGUGGCGAAAUGGAUGCCGACAGAGACUUGGACGCAGAGGUCGGAGUAUGA
Desarmillaria tabescens is the source of this 552-nucleotide messenger RNA. RefSeq lists its product as uncharacterized. NCBI's taxonomy places the organism in Eukaryota, Fungi, Basidiomycota, Agaricomycetes, Agaricales, Physalacriaceae. The record is from RefSeq and is a predicted model, not a curated record. The transcript has 3 exons. Bases 1 to 552 code for a protein of 183 amino acids.